AUGGAGAACGAAGAGAAGGCCUCUGAUGUGUCCAAGUCGCGCAAAAGCAGCCGCUGCAGAAAGUCAAGCCGUGACUCGCGCCACAAUGCCGCUGCUGAAGAGGCCCAGCACACUAACACGGAGCCAGCUCAGGACCAGAUGUCGGAGCCACCCAAGAACACUUUGGACGGAAGGAUGGACAAGUCCAGGCGUUCUCAGGGCGAGUCGCAGGAGCUCGAAGAGGCAAAGGAAAAACCGCAGGGGGAGGUCAAGCCAGUCCUGCAGCCGAACCAGGACGUCGCCGUACAGAUGACGCGCGCCAGCACCGCCACCGUCCCGGAGCCAUCGGAUCAGAGGGACCUCUUGUCACUGGUCGCGCUCUUCCUCGCCGUCACCAUCGCCAUCGUGAUCGUGUUCGUCGCCGUCCAGUCGAACCUCAAGCGCGAACUGUGCACCACGGCGUCCUGCUCCGCGUUCUCGAAGCUGCUCGACGACUCCGUCAACGUGUCCAUGAACCCUUGCGACAGCUUCGGCCGCUUCGUGUGCGACGGCUGGCGCAGCAAGCACAUGAUCUCGGUGAGGGAGUCGGUGUUCCGCUCGGCGAUCGAGGCCACCGUCGAGUCGGUGUCCAGAACCACCAUCCCAGACACGAACCAGAACGCCGGCGAGCAAACAGCGGCUCUAUUCCGGUCCUGUUACGAGUCCCUCGUGAAGGCAGACACCGGACCGGCGAGUGACGAAGUCGACCUUGUCAGGGAGUACCUAGCCGAGGCCGGCGUCGUGUGGCCGUGGGUUCCGUCCCAACCGGACGUGUUGGAGACAAGCUUGUUUCUCGCUUUAGAAUUGGGCUGGCCUGCAGUCCUCGACUUCAGGGUCAAGGGCACUUCGGCGCAUUCGAGCACCGUGAUCGUCGAGCCGUCGGCGGGCUUUGCGCGGCUGCUGGCUCUGACCGAGCCUCGAACGUCGAGCGAGCACGAGCAGAAGAGAUAUUUUGACGCUCUUGUCCGGCAUUACGGAAACGGCGACGUCGGCAACGUCACCUACAGUGACGUCCAGGACGCCGAGCUCCUCAUGAGGAAACGCUUGAAAGACGCUCUCUCGUUACAAAACUGGACCAUGCUGGACUCUAGCGAAAUGCACCCCGGUGCAAGCGCGUGGGCCGCCGCGCUGGCGAGGCGCAACGUCACCGGGGCGCUACGGUUCGCCACGAGAAGUCCGUCUUUCGUUGACGCGUUCAGUGAGCUCUGGGAAGAAUACGGUAACGAUAGGAUGCACUUGUACGUCUCUUGGUGCGCUGUUCAGUACGUCUCGAUAUUCACCAGCCGAGACGCCGUGCUCGCCGCCGUCGGCAGUACCCGACUCCCCAGCUGGACCUCCUCGCCAUCGAUCUGUCUCAUGUUCACGUACGGCGUGGUUGGGGACGCCGUUUUCGUGCCGUACAGCACGCAAGCUCUCAGGUCGGGCGUGCGCUCGGACGUCGCCAAGUUGCUGUUCUCUGUGCGCAAAGCGUUCACCGAGCGCUUCAAAGCCCAGCCGGCGUUCUCCGGCAGCACGACCAUGCUCACCGAGUGGGCCUCCGUCAAGGGGGUGUUCGAGGCGUUUGACUACCCGGUAGGUCGUGACCUGCGCGCCCCGUUCGUGGGUUAUCCAGACAUGACGUCGUCUUUCGUGCGCAACUGGAGGAACGCGUCGCGGCUGCGCUACCUGGCGGACUCUAACGCCGACGUUCUGGACACGGUCGACGCCAUCAUGAACAGCCAACUUUACACCGUCAAGAAGGGCGCGCAGGACUUCGUGAUGUUGCCCUUCGCGCUGACAUUCCCAGUGUACGACGCGGAGAUGUCGGUCGCGAUCAAGUACGGCACGCUCGGCGCCCUGCUGUCUCGCGCGUCGGCAGAGAUCGCCCUCGACUAUUACGGCAGGCUGGAUGCGACCAAGGAGCAUCUGGACGAGUCUCGCGAGUGCUUCGCCAGAGACGCCCGCACGAUGUCGAUCGCGCCGCGGGACGACGUCAUGCUGGAGGCGGUCGCCCUCGAGGCCCUACGGGAUGCCGUCCAGGAAGCCUUUGACCGGAAGCGUCAGAAUCGCGAGGGUCUCGGUCAUUACUCGGCGGAAGAGACGUUCUUCAUCUCCUGGUGUCUGAUGAAGUGCGCCUCACCUCCCAACGAGCGUAGCGCGGACGUGGACCCUUGCUCGGCGCCGCUGCGGCACCUCCGGAGGUUUUCGGAGACGUUCGGCUGCCAACCGGAGACGUCGCUCAAUCCCGUGCGCAAGUGUCGGGUUUUCUGA
This is a messenger RNA of Rhipicephalus microplus (southern cattle tick), 2268 nucleotides long. Its product is annotated as neprilysin-1. Gene Ontology annotation, molecular function: metalloendopeptidase activity. The record is from RefSeq and is a predicted model, not a curated record. Gene Ontology annotation, biological process: protein processing. NCBI's taxonomy places the organism in Eukaryota, Metazoa, Arthropoda, Arachnida, Ixodida, Ixodidae. Gene Ontology annotation, cellular component: plasma membrane.